This is a messenger RNA of Mya arenaria, 6917 nucleotides long. RefSeq lists its product as uncharacterized. The record is from RefSeq and is a predicted model, not a curated record. NCBI's taxonomy places the organism in Eukaryota, Metazoa, Mollusca, Bivalvia, Myida, Myidae. The coding region runs from base 704 to 2191 and encodes 495 amino acids. Gene Ontology annotation, molecular function: protein binding. The transcript has 7 exons.
AACUGUCAUUAUAUGCAAAAUAAAUUAGAUUUCAAUGCCAGACACUUCCUUAUUUAACACUUGUCGUCUGCCAGGGAAAUGAACAUUGCACAGAUACCAUUUAAAGCGACUUUACAAUUGAAUAUACUACCAAGCGUAUUGCGCUAGGUCUUCAGUCAAGUUCUGUAAUACAGAUUUGAUAGUGUACUUAAUUGAGUAGUUUACAGUCAUUAGUAUUAAAAUUUCACCAGCGGAUAAUUUAGAGCUAAGAAUAUUCCCGGGACAAGCUCAAAAGGUACUGGUGGACGAGUAUCGUACGAUAUUUUCUGAAAUUCACUCAAUCCAUUCACGGGGAAAGGCGACCAGUGAGUUUUUUAUGAAUGGGAGAGAGAAAUAAAUUCUCGUCUGCACUAUCGUCUGCUUCAGAGUCAGUCGUAUGAUGGACAGGCGGAUUUUAUGAAGUGACGAGUCUUUGUAAAUGGAAAAAGAGACAUUGAAAUUUUGAACCAUUGUGACUCCGGAAACGCGAGCAUUUCGCGUGACAUUGCUGGGUCACCGUUUGCGAAGCAGACGACAAAGUUACGUUAUCAGACUACAUAAGAGAAGAUCUGGCAAGGAAAGAGGGGGGUUCCUGAGAUAUUGAUUUCACUUUGUUGUGUUUUCUCGUGAAAGGAAUAAAUAUUCUUAAGACAUUUUCGCAAUUUGGUGCCAAGAACUGCUUAAAAUGGAUUUUUGGUGUAUUUCCCCGGGAUUAUAUCUGUUCAUUCAAUUGAUAGUGUUUACUUUGGCAGACGGACAGACGAACGACUGCAGACUAUGUAAGCCGGGCUACUAUGCCUCGAGACAAUGUUCGGGCGUCCACGACACAGUGUGUAAGCCUUGCUCAAAAGGAAGUUUUUCUCCCGUUUAUAAUAAAUUCGAAACGUGUUCAAAAUGUUCUAUCUGUGAAGUUGGAGAAUUUGUUUUGAAUGAGUGUACAAGACAUAGUGACACAGUCUGUGAAUCGUGUUCAAUAGCUACUGAUGUGAUUGGCAGCAAAUCUGCUAAAGACUGCUUUCAAAACCAAAACGAUCAACCCAUACGUGAAAAGAAUAAUAUAAAGAUACAAGACGGUAACGCAGACAAAAGCGGUAACGUAUAUGAGGGUUCCGGAGAACAUGUCGAGGAUAUUCAUGUCUGGGCUACGUAUGAAACUCUUGAAGGAAGUGGUGAGUCCCCUGAUCCAGACACUUCUGAAAACAUCACCUAUGUCGUUCUUCCAAUUGAUGGAGAUGGUAAAGUUACGACGUCUACAGAAUCUACAACUGAAAAGACAGGUGUUGUUAUUAUCGAGGGCGGAAUUGUUCUGGAUAAUACAACGGACAAAUUGAAUCCAAAUGUAGUUAUAUCAAAUGUGCCUAGUUCGAAUACUACAACGAUCCCCAUCAUUAUUUUGGAAGGAGAGAAUGGAUCUGUGAUACCCGUUACAGAUGGCGGUGACGGCGAAGACAAUGUUGACGUUGUGAUAAAUGAUCGUCCACACACGGGGGCUAGUAAGGGGAGCCACACCCACUCGGACGGCAUGAGUAUCGGGGUGGUGGUGACAGUCGGGCUCGUGGCCGCGCUCGUGUUCUUCAUCCUGGGAUUCCUCGCCUCCAAGUACUGGAGCAGCCGCCGCGACCGAACAUUCAACGUCCUCGAGGCUGAGCGACGGAACGGCAAACCGCCUGUAGAGUGCAGCAACAUAGAGUAUAGAGAUCCGGAGGGACAGCCCCAUAAAGCUAACCACUAUGAGGAGAUCCCCACCGCCGGGCGCGCGAACGGACGGACGAAUGAAUCCCUUCCUAUAAAACCAGCCUCCGCACUGACGACAAACGCAGCACCGCCACAGAAGAGAGACAAACCAGUAGAACGUGGUACAGAGUGGGCGGGAUUUAGAAUCUCGCGCACGUCUUCCUCGGGAUCGCUUAUUUUACAAUCCCCAGAGACGGAAGCCGACGCCAAGGCACGUGCCGGAAGCGAGAUCCGCUACAUAGACGAAGAAGCCGAAGAGACGGAAACGGAUCGGUUACUUCCGGGAUCUGGGACAGAAAGUGACGUCAGCGCGCAGCGAAUAUCGCAGUCGUCCGGGGAGAGCGAGUCGGCCGUGACGCGAAUAUCAGAUGAGACCACACCCAUGUUGGCAGAAGGCGCCGACGGUGGCGGCACUUCUGGAGUCAGUAAAACUAGCUGACUGAUGUUUGUGACAUUUUUGAAGCCGUAAUUUAUGAUGUUUAUUUAUAUCUAAGGCUUAAGUAUUGCUUAUGCGCCGCUGCAUAAUUUUUAGCGUGGUGGUGAUGGGCAGAAAGUCUUAACCUUAGACUUCCUUCAUACUAGUAACAACAUGGCAUUGAAAACUAAGACUUAUUUAAGUUACAUGCAGUGAAAAAAUACAAGCGAUGGGUCUAUACAAUCAAUGUUAAAAUUCAUGAAAUAUUGAACUUUUUGAUAAAUAAUUUUGCUUUGAACUUUCUGUAUGAUAGAUAAUAUCACUUGCUAAAUAUCGACCUCACUAGGAUGUCUUUGGCGUGAGGGAACAUUUUGCAUUAUAUUUUUACAAAGAGGCUUUUUCCAAUAUUCAAAAUGUUUGCAAGAGAUUCAUUCUACAGCUAUUCGAAUUUAAAUGUCAAAGGUUCGCAUGCACUAUAGACAGAUAAAUAUAGAAGAUUAUUAUGAAAUGAAAAAUAACUUAACGUAUGUUUUGUAAUCAUUAUAAAAAUCUUGGUGCUUAUAUCAACAGUAUUACAUCAAAGUGUUGGUACAUAUUAUACAGUCGAACCCCGUCGACUCGAACUCGCUUGGCUCGAUUUCCACGUUGGCUCGAGCUGGAUAAAAUGGACCGAUUUCUUAAUACUGAAGGUAAGAACUCCCGCUUAGCUCGAAAUUAACGAGCCGCGAUGUAUUUUCGCCGGUCACCGGGAGUUCGAGCCAACGGGGUUCGACUGUACAGUCAAUUCAAAACCUUUACAUGUUAAGUGCUCAAUAAUUUUGUUCUUCAAAAGUAGGGUGGCAUUUGUUUUGUUUUAUUCUACAUUCAAUAUCGAACUGGAAGAAUUGCACGAAUGUGUGGGGUAGUCAAGUUAUCCAUGAACUUACAAUGAGAAGUAUCAGUCAACAUACAUAAACUAGAAAUGCAUACAUUUGAAUGCACGUGCAUAUAUGCACGUGCUAAUUUAUGAUUCAAUGAACACGUUACAAGUGAGUUAGUAGAAUAAAAUGAAGAUUUAUUAUGACAACAUGUUCAUGAGAGAUUGACUCUAAAUAAACGGCAUAUCCAUGAUGAAUAAAAUUGACAAUAAUCAAUAGUAUUAAAACUCUAAGUCUAUGUUAUUAUCAAUUUAAUCAAAUCGAUAUUAUCGUCAAUUUUAUUGAGUCGAUAAUUUUGUCAUUUUUAUUGAGUCGAUUUAAUUGUCAAUUUUAUUAAGUCGAUAUUUAUGUCAACUUAAUUGAUUCGAUAUUUAUGCUAAUUUUAUUGUGUCGAUAUUUUUGUAAAUUUUAUUAAGUCAAUAAAUUUGUCAAUUUGAUCGAUUUUGGAUAGGCCUCUGAAACCACCUUCUGAUUACGUGCGUUAAGGUCAGACGUGUUAUUUUGUCUCUAAAAGGAAAUGUCUCAGACGUAAGAAAAUCAAUAAUGCUGUUCAUUUAUUUACAUACAUUCAUGUUUUAUUUAUUUGUUCAUUAUUCUAAUUAUAUUUGUAUAAAAGUGCUUCUGUAAAUAUUAUGGAUGAAUACGCAUUUGUGUUCAGUGGUUUUAAAGAAAUGAAUAGAUUUAAUACAUGCUUUUUCAAUAUAUAUAAACUGCACAGCAUUGUUUUGUUUAAAAAAUGCCUUUGUAGCAUUUAUCAAAGGUUGACAGAUCUUCUUAGAUGGAGCGACAUUGGUUUCAAAUAUCACAAGAGUUUCAGGACAGGUCCGUAAAACAUUUCCAUUCCAAGAAAAUCGUUAAAGCAUUUUAAAUCGCUGGAAACACAGCACUAACGAGAAAUAAUACGGCCUGGUUUGGAAGUUUUUGGUUAGUUAAUGGUCAUCUAGCAUCUACGUGUUGACGAAUCAUUAAGGUCGCUCUUCCGAAACAUUUUUCAUGAAAUAGUUGCCACUUGUAAAAUACACAGGUAAAAUAUAUACAUAUUUAACUUGCAUUGAUUGGUACAUGUAUUUGGGGACAUAGUAUUAAAAGGAACCAUAUAUUCGGAUCCAAAGAAACUGGAAAACUUGGAGCAUUAUCAUGUACAUUUUGUUUCAUUAUCAUUUGUACACAGAUCAUAAUAUACAGUCAAUUUUGAUGUGUUAUCAGUCGUAACAACUCGGCCAUCUCCUGCAAGCUUCGAGAAGUUUCGGAACUCCUCGGCCAUUUUUCAUCGAAAACAAUCUCGGAUGUAUGCCGGUACAUCGGUAGAAGUAGUUCGUAAAAUUUGAAAUAAUAGAUUUAAUUAAUAGGAGUGUUUAAACGUAUAUUUUGUAUUACUAAGUUUAAAUUGAUUGCCAGUGCAUAAAUUAAUUGCAUAAAUAAUUAAGAUUUCCAAGAGUAAAGACAUAAAGUUUAACUACUAUAUAGAUUUCUGACAUUGUAAAACGUCCAUAUACAUCCGAGGUUGUUUUCGAUGAAAAUGGUCGAGGAGUGCCGAAUGGCUUCGAGAAUACUGUUGGAUAAUGGCCGAGGUGUUUCGAUUGAUGUGUUAUAUGUUCAUUCGACUUAAAGAAAACAAACCAUUACAAAUCGAUGUUGUUUAAUGAAAUUCAUUUGCUUAAUUAAGGAAGAAAUUACACAGCAAAUCUGUCACAUGAAUUGAAAAAUAAUCUUUUAAGUAGAUCUAUCAAAAUAUACGGCAAAAUUUGUGCAUUUUAAACCACCGUUUUAAUGAUAGAGUGUUGUUAUUGUGAAUGAACAUUAAAGAGAAGCUAUAAAUGUUAGAGAUUCAUUAUAUUUUUCCACCAUUACAAAUGUUGUUUUUGAAGUACGUUUAAUUUACUGCGAUGAUUUUAUCUUAACUGUUAAUUAUAACAUGACUUCAAGGAUAAAAUAAAUGUUCUCUAAUCCUUUUCAAUAAAUUACAUCUUUCAAGUCUGCGACCAAGUUAUAACGCCCUGGGCGUUGUUUAAAUUUAUUUUAUUUUAUUGUUAUUUGCAAUUUUGGUAUUGUUAUGAACGUUAAGCCGCAGUAAAAUCAUAUUUUUCUAGUCACUGUUAAACCAGGGUGAGGAAUAACAUGACUUCAAAGUGGUUCUCACAUGGUUCACCACCAAUGUGAAAUAUCUUUGCUUUAAUGAUGCAAUCCUUGGCCAAAAAUUUCAACUUGAUGGGAUUUUGUAGAAAAAAGACGUGCUUAAAUUUUGGCUAAGGUUUAAAUCUAAAAUAUUUUACACGUGCAGAAGCAGGAAAUAGCAUAGUCCUUUAUAGGCUAAGAAAUAUUUUCUGCCAAAAAAGUAUUUUGGAAAUUAAAAAUAAAAUUACCUACUUGUUUGUUUACAUCGGUUGUGACCCGUGGUGACCCAUGUGAGAACCCCAUUAAAGACACGUGAUUCCUCGCCGUGUAAUCGCAGGUUUAGUGUAAGACGGUUGUAUCUUAAUAAAGAAACAGAAUGUAUUACAACGGUCUUGUCCUUAGCCCUUGAAAUGCUAUUUAUAGAGUGUUUUUGUUUCAGUAUUUGUAGUUUUGUUUGUUAUGUCAUGUUUUUUGUUCAUAUCAUACAUAUUCUUGAAAUUUAGAUAUAUAGAUGAUAACUGUUUGUUACAGUGUAAGAUCGUAAUAUCUUUCACCGCGGGAGCACAAAAGGCUCUGGCUUAUAUAUCUUCUUUUAGAUGUUCACCUGGUGAAAUUGAAUGCGAUCUUACACCAACAAUUGUGCUUUUUGUUAUACGCCGUAAAAAUGAUAGUUAACUGUAGUUUUUCGGAAAGGUGCGCCAAAUUGUAAACGUGUGUCAAGUUAUUUCGGAAAUGAUGUCAUAGAAAUUGAGUCCCAGCCCAGCGCGAGCUGUUGUUUAAUAGGGAGUGAGAGCUGGCUUGUUCAUGACAGUGAAAUAUCAAAUUGAUACUUUCACGGUUUGAAACAAUGAAAUAUUAUUUUUUCUUUCACUGAUAAAUCUAGAUAUGAACCACUGGAUAGCAAAUAAUGAAACUAACUCUUGAAAAUGCAUGGCACAUAUAGUUAUAAUUAUGACAAAACUAUCGAAAAAUCAGGAAAUUAUGUUUCAGAAAUCAAAUAAAAGUUAAAACUAGCAUUACAUUAUUAGAUAAACUAUUUGUUUCAAAAUAUUUCAAAUUACACCCAAAGAAUCAAACAGCUGAUCCUGUUAUUUGUGCCCCCAAAAUGUAUGUUUUAAUUAUAAAUCCGAGGUUAAGUUAUACAAUAUUUUAAAACCCUAUUUUCGAUGUGUUAACUCUCGUUUUUAUUCUUUAUUUACCACAUUGAAGAGAAUAACAUUAAAUUAGUUUUCAAUGUGUUUUGAUGACUGGCAAUGCAAUUUGAUCAAUUUCAUUAGCAUGACAUUCAGAUUUUUUUAAAGUAAUCAUUCUUCGCUUUAUAUCAUCUUGUUUAUAUUACAAAAGAACUUCACAUUUACAUUUUUGUAUGUUUGACAAAUGCGUAAAUACGUGCUUAAAAAGCAAUGUAAAUAUUGAGUGACUGAUGUUAAUAUUUAUUGCAUAUAUUUCAAAGCAGACAUUUUUCAUCGACUUUUUAUUGCAUAAUUUUCAGUAAAAGUGCAUGUUUUCAACAUAAUACACACAUUUUGCAACAUUCUUGUAUAAUGAAACAUAUAAACAGCUUAUAAAUUGGUAUAAAUGAAUGUUUAAAUCAUUGUUUGUUUUAAGAAGUGCUCAUUGGAUGUAUAUUUACAUUCAGCCAUAACACUUUUCAUUCUCAUUACCAUAAUGUGCUCUUGACCUGUGCUUCUUUUGUAAAUAAAUUACAAAUAUUAUUA